Caenorhabditis bovis is the source of this 2883-nucleotide messenger RNA. Lineage: Eukaryota; Metazoa; Nematoda; Chromadorea; Rhabditida; Rhabditidae. The record is from the annotation of a GenBank genome assembly.
AUGUCAGUGCGUCCGAUGGUUCGCUUAGUAACAUUUUUUCCUAUAUUAUACUGUAUUCUCGGUACCUCUUUACAGGACUGUUCAUGGAACGUUUGUCAUCCAAUUGCCUCUGAAAACGACGUCAUAACAGUUCACUUAAUUGCUCAUACUCAUGACGAUCUGGGCUGGAUUAAAACCGUUGAUCAAUACUACUAUGGAGCACGUCCCGAUUUGGUACCUGUUGGUGUUCAGUACAUUUACAACACAGUAAUCGAAGAAUUGCUAAAAAAUCCCGACAGAAGAUUCUCAUUCGCUGAAACGGGAUUUUUGUGGAGGUGGUAUACUAGCAAUGGGCACUCAGAAAAACACCAAUUGCAGAAACUAGUCAAAAACGGUCAAAUUGAGUUAAUUGGCGGAGGGUGGGUUCAAAAUGAUGAGGCUACAUCACACUAUGUUGAUAUUAUUGACCAAAUGACUCUUGGAUUGCAGAGAUUGUAUCAGCUAUUUGGUGAAUGCGGAAAACCUAAAGUGGGAUGGCAAAUCGAUCCAUUUGGGCAUUCACGGGAAAUGGCUAAUAUUUAUUCUCAGAUGGGUUACGAUGCAAUUUACUUUGCCAGAAUGCACUAUCUCGAAAAAAAAUUGCGCUUAAAAAAUAGGACGUUAGAGUUUAUUUGGGAUUCUUCAAACUAUCAAAACUCAAAAAUUUUUACCGGCGCCUUUUUUCAAGACAAUUAUGGGCCACCAGACGGAUUUUGUUGGGAUACACUUUGCGGAGACGAUCCUAUCAUGGAUAUUCCAAAUUUGGAGGAAUAUAAUGUUGAUGAAAAAGUUGACGCAUUUGUUGAGCAUGUUCGCAAACAGGCCGCUGUUCAAGAAACCAACCAGAUCAUGCUUUUAAUGGGUAGUGACUUCCAAUACACAAAUGCUAACACAUGGUAUAUCAACCUUGACAAACUCAUAAAACAUGUGAACGCCAGAACUGCAAAAAAAGUGAAGGUGAUCUAUUCGACACCAUCUUGUUAUACCCAAGCAGUUUUAAGCCAGAAACCUCAUUUAAGUAUUAAACGCGAUGACUUAUAUCCGUAUGCGUCUGGAAAUCAUUCCUAUUGGACCGGGUUCUUUACGAGUCGUCCAACAUUUAAAGGGAUGAUUCGUGAGGCAAGCGCUUUGCUUCAGCUCGGAAAACAGAUGGAUAUGAUUGCAAAUUUGGGACCAGAAGAUGAUUCGGACAUAGAUGUUCUGCGUGAAGCUUCCGCACUCACUCAACAUCAUGAUGCUGUCACAGGAACCGCCAAGGAGAAUGUGACACGGGAUUACGAAAAACAGCUAGCUGAAGGAAUGCAUCAAAUCCAGGUUGUUAUGAACGAAUACCUCAAGAAAUUAAGUCCAGGUGCUUUGGAUGCAAAUGUGGUUCUCUGCCCACUGAUAAAUGAGACCAUUUGCAAUGAAAUGAAGAAUGUAAAAAAUGCCGUCAUUGUUCUCUUCAACUCCAAUACGAGAACAUACAAAGGAGUAGUUAGAAUUCCAUAUUACGAGAACUCAGUUGUCGUUACCAAUGUAAAUGGAAGCAAGAUUGACCACGAGCUUGUCCCGACUUUCAAAACUGGACAAUUAAAGAAUCCAAACAGGGCGCCAUAUGAAAUUCAUGUAUUUGUCAAUGUUCCGCCAGUAGGGUACACUACAAUAUUUGCUCGUUCUGACAUUCCUAGUAGUCGGCAAAUAGUAGCCGCAGAGACAACAUUCGGUUUCGAUAAGCCAUUUUCGAUUGAAAAUGAAUUUAUACGUCUUUCUUUCGAUGCAGAUGGAUUUUUGAAUAGAUACACUGAUAAAUCUACAUUGCAGUCCAAUGCUUUUCGCCAGGCAUUUUUUUACUACGAAGGCACAGAUUCAAAUGAUACCCAGCCAUCGGGGGCUUAUAUUUUCCGCCCGAAAUCCCAAAAACCUAAAAUGUUUGAUAGUUUAGACUCCGUCCAAAUCAUUGAGACAAGCUUGGUGUCGGAAGUACGCCAAAUUUUUAGUGCCUAUAUUUCACAAACUAUUAGACUUUCAAGAAAUGCCGAUUAUGUCGAAUUUGAAUGGAUUGUUGGUCCAAUUCCAAAAGAAGAAAAGAACUUCGUUUCGAAAGAAGUUGUUACACGCUAUAUAACUGAACUAAAGACCGAUGAUUACUUCUAUACUGAUUCGAAUGGCCGUCAGGCAAUGAAACGAAGAUUUCGUUCGGCAUCCUCAUUCGAAUACGAAGACACAGAACCUGUUGCUGGUAAUUAUUAUCCAAUUACUAGUUUUGCUUACAUGAAAUGGGAGAAAGUACAAUUUUCAUUGGUGACUGACAGAUCUCAAGGAUGCACAUCGAAUAAUGGAGAGAUGGAAAUUAUGCUUCAUCGUCGCUGCUUUUAUGACGAUCAUUUUGGAGUUGAAGAAGCUUUGGAUGAACCUGGAAUUGAUGGUAAAGGUUUAGUAGCCAUGGGAAAACAUCGUGUCUUUUUCUCAGACGUUAAGAAUGGACCAUCACGCACAAGAGUGAUUGCUGCAGAUACUUUUCAUAAGCCAGUUCUCGCUUUCGCGACAUCCAGGAACCCAACAAAGUUUAAAUAUGCUAGAAACCUUGAGUACUCUGGAAUUGUUUCCGAGUUUCCGCCAUCCAUCCAUUUGCUCACUCUUGAAAAAUGGGCAAAGAAUAAUAAUGGCCUUAUACGCUUCGAGAACUUGUUGUAUGACGAUGAUGAAGUGAUGCUGGAUUUUGAACGCGACGUGAAAGAGCUAUUCAAAAGUUUCAAAAUUGUCGAUUAUCACGAGCUAUUGCUCGGCGCAAAUCGCAACGCGUCAACAAAUGAGACACAUCGCAAUGGCGCAAUGAGGCCUGGCGAAAUUCGCACUUUCGCUAUAACAAUUGAGAGAUAUUGA